AUGGAGGCCGGGCUGCUGAGCGCCGUCCUGGGCAUUAUCCUGGUGCAGGUGGAAAUGACCACGCAGGACCUGGACCUGCAGAAGAUUGCAGGGUUCUGGCGGGAAGUUGGGGUGGCCUCCAGCCAAAACCUGGCACUGCAGACCCCAAAGAGGCUGGAGGCCUUGUUCCUGACCUUGAGUGGGGAGGAACUGACCGUGAAGGCUGCGUAUAACAGUUCAGGAAGCUGUGAGACUGAACAAAUAGUGAGCUCAGAAAUAAAUGUUUCGGGGCAAUUUGUUUUCCCAGGCCACAGGGAGAUCCAGGUGACAGACACAGACUACGAACAGUACGCCAUCCUGAGGGUGUCCCUCCACUGGCGGGACAAGGAAUUCCACGUGCUCAAGUAUUUCAUUCGGAGCCUUGAGGGCGAGUAUGAACCAGGCUUCUGGAAGUUCCGGGAGUUGACCACAGACACGGGACUGUACCUGGUGGCCCGGCACGGGAGGUGUGCCAAGCUCCUGAAGGAGGUGAGCCUUUGCCUGAGGGGAGCCCGAGGGGAGCCCCUGGGCCUCCAGGGUGGUGACACCAGGCUGCCAGGAGGGGACCCUGGAGGCUGGGAGGGGUGGGGUGGGGUCAAGGGCAAAGGAGGGCCGCCGCGUGUCUGCUGCGUGGACUCGGACAAGUGCCUUCCGCCCUCUGCUCAGGAAGCUCUUCACCCGGAAGAUGGGGAGCCGCUGUCCCCGCCUGGGGGCACGACGCUGUGGGUGAGAAGCGAGUACCAGCAGGCGGGGCUGCCUCUGGCCGCCGUCUGGUCGGCGGGAUGCUGCUGGUUGGCCAAUCGCUGA
Messenger RNA from Globicephala melas (long-finned pilot whale), 825 nucleotides. It is a transcript of the gene LCN8, whose product is annotated as lipocalin 8. The record is from RefSeq and is a predicted model, not a curated record. Gene Ontology annotation, molecular function: small molecule binding. NCBI's taxonomy places the organism in Eukaryota, Metazoa, Chordata, Mammalia, Artiodactyla, Delphinidae.